Molecule: messenger RNA, 5385 nt
Organism: Beta vulgaris subsp. vulgaris (sugar beet)
Lineage: Eukaryota; Viridiplantae; Streptophyta; Magnoliopsida; Caryophyllales; Amaranthaceae
Exons: 24
Coding region: 306-5066 (1586 amino acids)
Biological process (GO): cytoskeleton organization; regulation of transcription by RNA polymerase II; regulation of cell shape
Cellular component (GO): nucleus
Molecular function (GO): protein binding
Source: RefSeq, a predicted model, not a curated record
AUCACGAUUAAUAAAGUUCACUCACCAUCCUCUUGAACAAUUGACAACAUAUCAGACUACAACAAAUCCCAGAUUUCGUCUAUUACUGUUCUUCGGUUCUCCCUCUCCCAAAUAAUACUCAUAAUGCAAUGCACAAGAAAUUGUUUCACCAUCAACUAAACUAUAUAAAUAACCCAAAAAUACCCUCUUUUUUUGUCUAUCCUCAAACCCUUGUUGCUUUGGAGUUAUUCUCUUCGCAACUUCUCUUUUCUGGAGCUUUCACAACGAUUUAGGUGAAAAAGGUUGGUCAUUUAAAUGGUGUAAUCAUGGAUGUCAGAAAGUAUGCAACCGCUGAUUAUAUGUCUUCACUUCAUUUGAAGACAUCCAAUAUUUCAAAUAAGGUGCCAGAUAAUCAUCACUUUGAAGGGCGAGAGAGAGUUAAUGAAUGUGCUGUUUCUGCUGAUAAGGUUCCAGAAAAUAUAUACUUUGAAGGGCGAGAAAGAGUCGCCGGCCAUGCUGUUGCAGAUGCUGAUAUCGAUCUUAGGGAAGUUUAUUUCUUGAUGAUGCAUUUUCUGUCUGCUGGACCAUGCCAGAAAACUUAUAUACAAUUUUUGAAUGAACUUAUGGAGCAUCAGCUCUUGCCCAGAAGAUAUCAUGCUUGGUAUUCAAGAACUCAAUUUCAUAGCGGGGAUGAGAAUGACGAUGGUGUCUCACUCCCUCUGACCUAUGAGAAACUUCUGCACAGGUAUCCUCACAUUGCAAAGGAUCAUCUUGUUAGGCUAUUAAAGCAGCUGAUGCUAGGUUCCCCUUGUCUGUCACUUGGCACGCGCAAUGGUCCGAGUGCAGCUGAUGUUCCUACUUUGUUGGGGACUGGUUCCUUUUCUCUUCUGAAUUGUGAUAGAAAUGCAGAGAAGACACAAGUCAAGCUGCUACCUCGUUACUUGCGUUGGCCUCAUAUGCAGGUUGAUCAAGUCCAUGCAUUGCAUCUAAGGGCUAUUGGUGGUGGUUUUACACGGCACCAUCGUGCUUCAUCGAUACAUGCUGCUUGUUAUGCCAUUGCAAAACCAUCCACUAUGGUGCAAAAGAUGCAAAAUAUAAAGAGACUUAGAGGGCACCGGAGUGCUGUUUAUUGUGCCAUAUUUGAUCGAGCAGGCAGGUAUGUAAUCACUGGGUCUGACGAUCGUCUUGUAAAAAUCUGGUCAAUGGAAACUGCAUUUUGCCUGGCGAGCUGCCGUGGACAUGAGGGGGAUAUCACGGACUUAGCUGUAAGCUCAAACAAUGCUUUGGUGGCAUCUGCUUCAAAUGACUUUGUCAUUCGAGUGUGGCGCUUGCCAGAUGGGCUUCCAAUAUCAAUAUUGCAGGGCCAUAGUGGCACUGUUACUGCAAUAGCAUUUAGUCCCAGGACCACCUACCAACUUUUAUCCUCAUCAGAUGAUGGGACCUGUAGAAUGUGGGAUGCAAGGAAUUCACAAUUUAAGCCUCGAAUUUAUGUGCCAAAGCCUGCUGCUGCUGCAACAACUGGUACUGCUCAGCAGAAUCAUCAAAUAUUAUGCUGUGCAUAUAAUGCGAAUGGAACUGUUUUUGUGACUGGCAGCUCUGAUACUUUUGCGAGGGUUUGGGAUGCUCCCAAGUUCUCUGCUGAUGAACCAGAGCAACCAUUUAAUGAGCUUGAUUUGUUGGCAGGACAUGAGAAUGAUGUCAAUUAUGUGCAAUUUAGUGGUUGUGCUAUCAUUGCAAGAUCAGUCACUGUUGAUUCUCUGAAGGACGAUCAAUCAUUAAAGUUCAAAAAUUUGUGGUUCAGUCAUGAUAACAUAGUAACGUGUUCUCGAGAUGGAAGUGCAAUCAUUUGGGUGCCAAGGUUACGUAGGUCACAUGGAAAAGUUGGGCGUUGGACUAAGGCAUAUCAUCUCAAGGUGCCCCCUCCGCCAUUGCCGCCUCAACCACCCCGUGGGGGACCACGUCGAAGAAUCCUUCCAACUCCUCGUGGAGUAAAUAUGAUUGUGUGGAGUCUUGAUAAUCGUUUUGUGCUUGCUGCUAUCAUGGAUUGCAGAAUAUGUGUAUGGAAUGCUGCAGAUGGCAGCUUAGUGCAUUGUUUGACUGGUCACACUGAAUCUACAUAUGUUUUAGAUGUGCAUCCAUUCAAUCCUCGGAUAGCUAUGAGUGCCGGUUAUGAUGGAAAGACCAUUAUAUGGGAUAUAUGGGAAGGGAAUCCAGUUCGGAUAUUUGAAAUUGGACGUGGUAAAUUGGUUGAUGGAAAAUUUUCUUCGGAUGGGACAUCAAUUGUACUCUCGGAUGAUAUCGGCCAAAUAUACCUGUUAAACACCGGACAAGGGGAAUCUCACAAAGAUGCCAAAUAUGACCAGUUCUUCUUGGGAGAUUAUCGCCCUCUUAUCCGUGAUACUUUGGGAAAUGUUGUUGACCAGGAGUCACAGUUGAAUCCAUACCAAAGAAAUCUUCUGGACUCUCUCUGUGAUUCAAGUAUGAUCCCAUAUCCUGAACCCUAUCAAAGCAUGUAUCAGCGCCGGCGUCUUGGAGCACUGGGUGUGGAGUGGCGUCCAUCCAUGAUGAAGUUCGCUAGUGGCCCAGAUUUCAGCUUGGGUGAUGAUUUCCAAGUUUUUCCUUUACCAGAUCCAGAAGCGAUAAUUGAUAUUCUAGAACCUAUAGAUGCUACUUUGUGGGAACCAGAAAAUGAAGUUAUGAGUGAUGAUGCAGAUUCAGAGUAUGAUGUAGCAGAGGAAUGUUCUAGUGCCAAAGAGAAAGAAAGUAUCGGUACUAGCUCCUAUGGUGAUACAGACUCUGAUUCAGAAAACUUUGAAGUUAAACAUCGGCACAAAGAUGGCCUCCGCCGAUCCAAAAGGAAGAAUGAAAGAGUUGAAGCCGAGUUUACUGCAUCUGGUAGACGCAUAAGGAGGAAGAGAGUGGAAGAUUGCAAUGGAACUUCUUCUCAGAAAAAGAGGGGAAAGAAAUUGAGAAGUGGUCGUAAGGCUUCAAAGAAGAAUUCUUCUAUAGCUAAAUUAUCCAGACCUCAAAGAGCUGCAGCCAGGAAUGCACUGAGUGGGUUCGCUAGAGUCCCUGGGACAUCCUCACUUGGCGAAGAUGACGGUGAUGGUUCAGAAGAUGAUUCUUCAGACAGUGGAUCAUUGUCUCAAGAUUCUGAAAUUCGAGAUGAUGAGCCUGUUUGGGAUCUUCAGUACAAGCUGGAUCAAGGUGGAGAAAAAGCUCCCUUGGAUGAUUCUCCUACUGUGAUGAAUCCAUUUGAGAUGUCUGUACCUCAGGCACCUGUUGAAUCUAGAAAGAAAUUGGUGCUUAAAUUAUCUGUCCGUGAUACUAAGAAGUCCUUGCCUAAAAGUGAUGACCAAAAAGAGUUGGACGCAUCAUCUUCUUUACCUCAAACACAGGAAGAUGAGCAGGCUUGCGUAAAUGACGAGGACAUGGAUUUACAUCCUCCUGCUGCAUCUAACCGUAAACCAAAUCAAAGUGUAAACAGAGUCACUAUCAAGUGUAAAGGACGGCUAGACAAAUUUCCUAAUCACCCGAGUUCUUCUGCAAGUGUUGAUGAUGUCUACUCUCCUGAUAAGCUGAGUGCAGAUAGUGACAUCCCAAUGGAAGUCUCUUGUCGUGGAAGUCUUGUAAUAGGAUGUGAAGGAGAUGGUGGUGGCUAUUCUAUGGAAAAUGCUGUAGCUGUGAGUAAUAAUAACUCUCACGAGUUGAAAGAGAGUGCUCAGCCAGUUCCUACCAGGAUUAAGAUUAAAUCAAAUGGAAUCUGGAAGCAAGAGAAAACUUCUAAACUGAAAUUGGUUACUGGAAUUAAAAAGCUGGUUGCUACUGAAGGUCCUUCAGCACCGUACGCAGCUAGUUGUGGUAGUGGUGUCGAAGAUUUUAAUUCUAAUACAGGCUACUAUGAACACUGUACUGAUUUUCCUGAUGCUGAAACUGAUGUGGUACGCCGAACUAGGUCUAUGGAGAUAAAAGCAAGCACACGUGAAGUUGGCAAAGUAAAUCGUAAGGUGAAGCUGUGGAAGACUGACCAAUCUGCUGGGACAUCAAAGAUUCCUGAGAAUUCGUCGAGAGACUGCAUGCUGAAUUCAAGCGUAAAUAUGAGGUCUAGGUCUACUAGAAGCAGGCAAGACAACUUCUACGAAGAGGACUAUGGUCUUCCAAGUGCAAGUCAAUCUAGUGUUUUUGGAAAAAUAUCAUGGCUGAUGUUGUGUGAGCAUGAACCUGGUUACCGUUAUAUUCCUCAGCUUGGGGAUGAAGUAGUGUACUUGAGACAGGGUCAUCAAGAAUAUAUAGAAAAAUAUGCCCCAUAUGAAAGGGGUCCUUGGAUAUCAACGAAGGGACGGAUAAAUGAUGUUGAGACCUGCCUGGUUGAAGGCCUUGAUUAUGCCCCUGUUCCUGGAUCUGGAGAGAGCUGUUGUAAGCUCACACUUAAGUUCAUAGAUGAUUCUUCAAGUGUGUUUGGUAGAUCAUUUAAAUUGACUCUUCCAGAGCUGCUACAAGCCCCUGAUUUUUUGGUAGAGAAAACAUGGUAUGAUUUUGCUGUCAGUAGAAAUUGGACUCCUGGGAAUACAUGCUCAGUGUGGUGGAGGCAUGAGGAAGGAGAAGGCGGCAGCUGGUGGGAAGGUCGGAUAGUUUCUGCAAAACCAAAAUCUAGUGAUUUUCCUGACAGUCCAUGGGAAAGAUAUGCUGUUCAGUACCAGGGAGAUCCAGAUCCUGAACUACAGAGUCCAUGGGAAUUGCACGAUCCUGAAGUUCGGUGGGACCCUCCGCAUAUUGAUUUUGAAACCAGAAACAAAUUGCUUGAUAAUCUUUCUAAAUUAGAGAGGAAGAAACAGGAAUAUGGUAUCGUCAAUUUGGAGCAGGUUUCUCAAAAGCCAGAUUUCUUAAAUCGGUUUCCCGUCCCUUUGUCACCGAAUGUGGUUCGAUCAAGGCUGACAAAUAACUAUUAUCGGAAUGUAGAAGCAGUAAAACAUGAUAUCAAUGUGAUGGUGUCGAAUGCUCUGUCAUAUUUUUCGAAAAAUACCGAGCAUUUCAGAAAGAUGAAAAAAAUGGCCGAAUCCUUUGAAAGAACAUUAUCAAAAUUGUGAACAACAGUGUUCCCCAUAUUUCGACUUAGGUUUCGACACCACACCCCAUUUUUAUCAGUUUCUCCAGAUUUUUUUGCCUAGGUAAGGGGUUUCAGAAAUCUUGUAUGCAUCAUCCAUGGCAACUACACCUCACUCGUUAGUCGUUACUUAUUUACUUGAUCCUCUCUUUAGUGUAUGAGGAUCAUCUUUAACUAACAGAGUUUUAAGUUGCUCUCUGAUAUGUAUGAAGCAUCUUGUUGUAUAACAUUUUCAUAUUGCAACAAAUGUUUAAUCUCCUUACUUGAUGCCUAAGGUAUCUUGAAUCAGAAGCAACUUCUCA